UCGCGUGAUUACACGUUCUGACGUCAUACUUCUUUGCGUUCGUCAAGGGAACUGCAAAGCGAUUUCACCUAUUUCUGUACAGAGCGUAUUCGUUCAUUUAGUAUUUAUCGUUCAUGCGUCCCCGAUUAAACACAUAUUUUAUGGCUGUAAUAGGACGUUGCAACGGAUACUUUGGGUAAGAUCUCAUAUGCAUUUAGUUACCUUAAUUAUAUUCUGCAAGAGACAGUCUAUGGCUGUGUCUCAAAACCCAGUGUUCUGCCUAUCUAGACAGCAUUUUUGGACAUCAUAAGCGACCGACAUAGCAAGGCAGUCUUGGAUGGGUUGUGCAGACCUUAUGUUAUAGCUUGCUCUGUGUGGACAUCACCGCCACCGUGGAAGAAAACGGCAGCUCAUGGCACCAGGCCUACACAGACUCGGGCUCCAGCCCCCUCCCAGCACCACCCGAACACUUGUGCAAGGCCUGCGGAGGCCAGGUUGACAGUAUAAGAACGCAUGUCUGCAUGGACUGCAAAAACAGCUUCUGCAGCCGCUGCUCGGUGCAGAUGGACGUCCGGCCGCGGAUGUGCCACACCUGUCAGCGGCUCCACUGCACCUUCUUUGAACGGGCAGAGUUGAUGAGGCUGAAGGUGAAGGACCUCCGUGACUAUCUUCACCUGCACGAAACCCCCACACAGAUGUGCCGAGAGAAGGAGGAGCUGGUGGAGCUGGUGCUGGCUCAACAGACUCCCAGGGGCAGCGGCAGUGCCGAAUCCCGAUCACAGCCGGCUGCACCCUCCCAUCCUCUUGCCGAAUCUGAAGCCCUCACGGAGGAGGAGGAGGAGGAGGAGGAGGAUGAUGACAACGAGGAUGAAGAGGGUGAGGAGGAGGAAGAAGAAGAUGGAGAUAGAGAUGGAGAAGAUGAAGAGGGUGAAGAAGAUGAUGAGGAUGAUGAGGAAGAGUCCACAGACAGUGAGGAGACGCUGGUGCUCAGCAGAAGAGCCUCUCUGUCUGACCUGAGCAGGGUGGAGGACAUCGAAGGCCUCAGCGUGCGGCAGCUGAAGGAGAUUCUGGCGCGUAACUUGGUGAACUACCAGGGCUGCUGUGAGAAAUGGGAACUAAUGGAGAAGGUCACCCACCUCUUUAAUGAUCAGAAAGACUUUCACAACCUCGUAUCAAAUACAAAAACGGAAGCAGCUGAUCCUGCUGAGCCCAGCGGCCAGGAGGAGAACCUGUGCAAGAUCUGCAUGGACUCUCCCAUUGACUGCGUCCUGCUGGAGUGCGGCCACAUGGUCACCUGCAGCAAAUGUGGGCAACGCAUGAACGAGUGUCCCAUCUGCCGACAGUAUGUAGUUCGAGCCGUGCACGUCUUCAGAUCGUGAAAUUCGAGUGCAAAGAGACAGACUGUCCCCUACAGUUUGCUGCUUUUUCACACACCGAGCAACAUUUUCUCAACAUUUUGUGAUAAUACUCCACCUUGCUGCUUAGCUUCUAAGUUUACAUGAUUAAAUGUGCACUUAUUUGAUUUUUCAUCACAACGGUGUUAACGUGUGGCUUUAAAGUUGUUUAAUUUAUUUGUUGACUUUCACACUUUUUUUUAGUUAUUAGGAUUUUUUCUUUAUAUCCAUCCUACAACAUUUGCAUUACUGUUAGAAAAUAUUGAAUAAGCAAGCAAGGUUUAAUGGAUAAUCUGCAUGAAUGAUUAAUGUUUAUUAGAGGUUAAGACAUUAAUAAGUCUAAAUGACAUAUAAAGAACACAUUUAAAUAUGUGGAAUAAUCUUGGAAGUGUCUGGGAUGUGUAAACAGGGUAAGAUGGUUGACUUUAAUUCACCGAUUCUCAUGUUGUUUCUGUGUUUAGGUCUUUACGAUAAUUCACCACUAUAAUGUGACCACUUCAGGGGUCAGUUCACUCUUGGUUAAAGAUAUAGUUAACCCAGAAAUGAAAAUUUGCUGACCCUUAGGCCAUCCAACAUGUAGAUGAGUUUGUUUCUUCAUCAGAACCGAUUUGGAGAAAUUACAUCACUUGCUCAGCAGUGGAUCCUCUGGAGUGAGUAAUGGGUGCCGUCAGAAUGAGAGUGCAAACAGUUGAUAAAAAACAUCUCAGAAAUCCACAUGGCCCCAGUUCAUCAAUGUUUUGUGAAAGUUACAAAUUAAUGAAAACUAUCAUUAAUGUCUUUAACCUUGAACCAUGGCUUCCUAAUAAAAUACAGUCCUCUAUUUAUCAUAUUGCUUUCUUCACUAAAAUAAAGUCAACUUGUUUGAGUUUAGAAUUUAGAGCAAACACCAUUUACAAGCAAAAUCAGUCCAACACGGCUCUAAACCAAUACGUCAGUGGAUUUGGAUGUGAGGAGACACAAGAGGAUAGACUGUUUCACUUGAGGAAGCUUUAUUAUGGAUUUGACCAGAAGCAAUGGUUUACAGUUAAAAUGCCUUAAUGAUCUUUAAGUUGAUUUCUUACGAACACACAACUUUUCUUCUCAAGAUGUUAACUGAGCGACUCGAGUUGUGUUGUGAAUCAUUGUUAUGUUUUUAUCAGCUGUUUGAACUCUCAUUCUGACGGCACCCAUUCACUACACACACUACACAUUGGUGACCAAGUCAUGUAAUGACACAUUUCUCCAAAUUUGUUUCUAUGAUGAAACUAAUUUAUCCAAAUCUUGCAUGGCCUGAGGAUAAAUACAUUUUCAGCAAAUGUUCAUUUUUGGGUGACCUAUUCUUUUAAAUUAUAAUGCACUCUACCAGUAGUGUGUGGGUGCUAUUUCCAGGCUUUGUGCACUUAGAGAUCAAACCAUUCCACUGCCUCAUGCUUUGGUCUUGACUCCAUAUCUUAGACAGAACCAGUACUUCCAAACUGCCAAGAAACCUUUCUGGCUUGACUUUUGCUUCGGUACAUUCUUUCUUUUAUUACACUGGUGGCUAGUUCUCCACCGUUACUAGUAUUACUUCCAAGUCUGUGUUAGUCACAAGGUGCUCAUUACUGCCUACACUUAUUGUUGUAUGAUAAAGUGUGUUAACCUAAUAAAAAGUUGUCAUGGA
This is a messenger RNA of Carassius auratus (goldfish), 3012 nucleotides long. RefSeq names its product RING-HC_CARP domain-containing protein. Gene Ontology annotation, molecular function: ubiquitin protein ligase activity. The transcript has 6 exons. Gene Ontology annotation, cellular component: plasma membrane; cytoplasm. NCBI's taxonomy places the organism in Eukaryota, Metazoa, Chordata, Actinopteri, Cypriniformes, Cyprinidae. Gene Ontology annotation, biological process: protein K48-linked ubiquitination; proteasome-mediated ubiquitin-dependent protein catabolic process; negative regulation of extrinsic apoptotic signaling pathway via death domain receptors. Bases 501 to 1358 code for a protein of 285 amino acids. The record is from RefSeq and is a predicted model, not a curated record.